GCGAGAACCGGCUAGUAAACAGCCCGCCGCCGCCGCCGCUCGCUCCGUCUUCCCUUCCCGGGGCAAGCCAGAGGUGCAGGCGAGGGAAGCGGCCGGCUUGCAAGCGAGGGGAGCGCAGCCAGGGCGCGAGGCGCAGCCAGCCGGCCAGCCGCGGAGAGUGCAGGUUACUAUGGCAAUGACUGCAGCGACUCCGACGUCUUCUCCUAUGAGCAACCACACCCGGGAACGAGUCACGGUGGCCAAGCUGACGCUGGAGAACUUCUACAGCAACCUCAUCCUGCAGCAUGAAGAGAGAGAAACCAGGCAGAAGAAACUAGAAGUAGCCAUGGAGAAAGAGGGCUUAGCAGACGAAGAGAAAAAGCUUCGAAGAUCUCAGCACGCCCGGAAAGAAACUGAAUUUUUAAGGUUGAAAAGGACGAGGCUGGGCCUGGAUGACUUUGAAUCCCUGAAGGUGAUCGGAAGAGGGGCCUUUGGAGAGGUCCGAUUAGUUCAGAAAAAAGAUACGGGUCAUAUUUACGCCAUGAAGAUAUUGAGAAAAGCUGACAUGCUGGAAAAAGAGCAAGUGGCUCACAUCCGAGCAGAAAGGGACAUCCUCGUUGAAGCCGAUGGUGCCUGGGUCGUGAAGAUGUUCUACAGUUUUCAGGACAAACGCAACCUUUACUUGAUUAUGGAGUUUCUUCCGGGAGGUGAUAUGAUGACUUUGCUCAUGAAGAAGGAUACGCUCUCUGAGGAAGAAACACAGUUUUAUAUCUCAGAAACCGUGCUCGCUAUCGACGCCAUUCACCAGCUGGGGUUCAUUCACAGAGAUAUUAAACCUGAUAAUCUUCUGCUGGACGCAAAGGGCCAUGUAAAACUCUCUGAUUUUGGGCUAUGCACAGGUUUAAAGAAAGCUCACCGAACUGAAUUCUACAGAAACCUCACGCAUAAUCCACCAAGUGACUUCUCGUUUCAGAAUAUGAACUCCAAAAGGAAAGCAGAGACAUGGAAGAAGAACAGGCGACAACUGGCCUAUUCAACGGUCGGGACUCCGGACUACAUCGCGCCCGAGGUUUUCAUGCAGACGGGUUACAACAAACUCUGUGAUUGGUGGUCUUUGGGCGUCAUCAUGUACGAGAUGCUAAUAGGAUACCCCCCAUUCUGCUCUGAAACACCCCAAGAAACGUAUCGAAAAAUUAUGAAUUGGAAAGAAACGUUGGUAUUUCCGCCGGAAGUUCCCAUUUCAGAAAAAGCAAAAGACCUCAUUUUAAAAUUUUGCAUCGAUGCUGAAAACAGAGUCGGCAGCAACGGAAUAGAAGAAAUUAAGAGCCACGCAUUUUUCGAAGCGGUGGAUUGGGCCCACAUCAGAGAAAGGCCAGCUGCCAUCACUAUAGAGAUCAAAAGUAUAGAUGACACCUCCAAUUUCGAUGAAUUCCCCGAAUCUGAUAUUUUACAACCAGUGCCGAACACCACCGAACCGGAUUUCAAGUCCAAAGACUGGGUUUUCCUCAAUUACACCUACAAGAGGUUCGAAGGGCUGACUCAGCGGGGCUCCAUCCCGUCUUACAUGAAGGCCGGGAAGUUGUGAGAGACGCAGCGGGCCAGGAAGCGUAAGAACUCAGGUACCCCGCCUGCCUCCGCUCCGUCUCCACCCGCUCCGGCGUUCCCGCAGACCGGCGCCCCCACGGACUCUCCCUAAACCCCCCCUCCUCCCUCCAAAAAGAAUUAAGGAAUUCUACCGGAUUAGAAUUUUCCGAGACUACGGACAGUUGGCAGUGCCAGCUGGCGGCUUCUAUCAAUAGCGAAUUAUUUUUGUUAAAACUUUAUUACAACAGAGGUACUGGAAAUUGAAAGGGAAAAAAGAGAGAGAGAGAGAGAGAAGAAGAAGAAGAAAAAGAAGAAGAAGAAGAAGCAAACCGACAUUUCCUCUUUGUAUCUGCACUGCCGAAAUGUACAUUGUAAUGGUCAAUUCUGCCACCUGGGUCACUUGGUUUAUGGUUUGAAGAGUGGUGGGUUCCAGCCGGUACGGUCCUGUACCGCCAUACCGGUAGUAGCCGGGAGCAGCGGACAGCGUCCUGGUACGGUGGUUCGUUUGGCCCACCCGCCUGCCCGCGUUCUACACCGGUUUUUAAAGCAAUCGGCCAAUUGCGCACGCACGGACCGUGUGCAGCACCCGUGUGAGCUCCGACAAGCAGCUGGGUGUCGCAGGGGUGGUGGAGUACCUAUGCGUGCUCAGCGCGUGUGCACGAAAGGACACACGGCCCAGUGAGCACCAUACUGGUAGCAGCGGGGAGAGGAACCCACCACUGGGUUUGAACUACAUGUCGGUUCGCCCAGGUGUUAAAAUGAGGGUGUUUGUGUAAGAGGUCUAUUGUGGCGACGCAAUGACUCCAAACUAAUGACAUCUUUUACUCCACCUUUCAACUUAGCUUCUUCAUCAACAAAGGUGUUUACCUGGGCAGUUUUUUAUGGUAGAAAGGACAGGUAAUCCUUGACUUACAACAGUCCAUUUAGUGACCAUUUCGAAGCUGCGACGGCGCUGAGAAAAGUGACCCGCGGCCUUUUUCUCCACACUUGUGUCCGUUCCAGCCUCCCCGUGGUCACACGGUCAAGCUUCAGAUGUUUGCCAACCGACUCGUAUCUGUGACGGUUGCAGUGUCCAGGUGAUCCCCUUUUGCGACCUUCCGACCCACAGAGUCAACGCGGAAAGCCGGAUUCGCUUAACAACUGCGUGACUCACUUAACGCCUGCGGCGAUUCACGUAACAACUGUGGCUAGGAAGGUCGCAAAAGGGGACAGACGAACCGAGGCCUGGCCUAACCAAAGAGGUUUGGGGGCCCAGUUGGCGGUCGUACGUCGAGGAUUACCUGUACGAAAAACGCAAAGAAGGGGAAGCCACGUUCGAUAACGCGCUCCGUUGUAAAGUUAUUUAAACGAGCUAUUUUUAAAUAGGAUUUUUUUUUGCCACACUCGUUGGCUUCUUGCUCUCGCUCAGGGCUCCUUCGUAUUAACACUAAAGAGAAGCGACUCCUUCAGAUUGUAAUUCGUAGUCAAACUGGUUUGGAACUGGACUCAACCCUUAAGGUGAGCCUUUAGCUGCUUUCAGAAGUGAAACAAAUCAGGGGUGAAAUCGUACCAGUUCGCCCGAACCGGUAAUAAAAAAAACGAAACCAGUUCGGGCAAACUAGU
Molecule: messenger RNA, 3165 nt
Organism: Thamnophis elegans (Western terrestrial garter snake)
Lineage: Eukaryota; Metazoa; Chordata; Lepidosauria; Squamata; Natricidae
Product: serine/threonine-protein kinase 38-like
Exons: 14
Coding region: 170-1564 (464 amino acids)
Biological process (GO): peptidyl-serine phosphorylation; intracellular signal transduction
Molecular function (GO): protein serine/threonine kinase activity; ATP binding
Source: RefSeq, a predicted model, not a curated record